Messenger RNA from Drosophila albomicans, 1152 nucleotides. RefSeq lists its product as uncharacterized. The record is from RefSeq and is a predicted model, not a curated record. Bases 107 to 1117 code for a protein of 336 amino acids. Lineage: Eukaryota; Metazoa; Arthropoda; Insecta; Diptera; Drosophilidae. The transcript is spliced from 4 exons.
AACAUUCACAAAGUUCACACUUGCCAUUGAGGCAACAGUAAAAAUAAGUCUAUCUAUAAUUUAUUUUCAUAACAAUAAUAAAUAAUAAUCAUUUCUAAAAUCGACAAUGCCGCGUCGCAAGCCCACCUUUAAGACCGAUGUCAUCGGCACUCUGGAUCUCAACCCCGAGGAGGCUGUUGGCGAGUAUCUGCUCUCUCGUCAGCAGGAGCGUUUCUUCGUUAAACCACCCAAUUGGGAUUCGGCUGGAGAUUCAGUGGAGAUGCUGUAUAUCGAAAAUGCGCGGGAGAAUGAGGCUAUGCAGGUGCUGCAGCGACAGCUGCUCGAAGACGCACAGCGCCAGAAGGAGCUCAAUCACCAGCGCAUUGCUUCGAUGUACCGCAUGCAAGAGCGUUUACGGAAACGUUUCAUCGAAGUGAACGGCUUCAUCAAAGAUUGUGCAGACAAAAAGCGAGCUGCCGAAAAGAUAAUACGAGAGCAGGAGGGACUUCAUGAGGAACUGUCCCGGGGCAUCGACGAUUACAAGACAUCGAUUAGUGAACUGCAGUCCUUUCGAUGUGAUCUCAAAGAGACUGUGCAUCAGUUUCAGCCUUACGAAAGAGUCUUGGACGAUGUUGUCAAGAUCUCCGACAUCUUUGUGUCUCCCAAGGACUGCAUGGAUCGUUGUGAUGCAUUGAUGCUCGCACAGGUGGAGAUCAAUGAGCUGAAGAACACGAAACUCCAGGAGAUCGAGGAGAUGCGUCAACGCAUGGUGAAAAUCACAAGCGAAGCAGCUCUUACUGUCCUUGGCCUAAAGAACGAUCUGGCCAAGUUGGAGCGAUCCUACAAUCAGUCGCGUGCUCUAGGCCUUAAAUGGGAGAAGACCUUGUCCCUCUGCAAGGAUACCACCAGCAACAAUGAUUUGGAUAAGGAACGUGCACUAGAUGGCAUUCAAAUCCUCUAUCGUAUGAUAUGCAAGCGACGUGAUAUUGAUGCCACAUUCAGCCGACGUGAGGUGGAAAAAUGUCUUGACUUUGUCAAGCGUGAAGUCGAGCUCUUGGUGUCCGUGCUACGUGAAAUGGAGAGAAGCACUCAGAAGGGGGGCAAAUCUGCAAAUCAAGAUGGAGCACUCUGCGGUUAAUUAAGAAUUCAGAAGUUGUGUGAAUAAAUUGAUAA